Messenger RNA from Cydia pomonella (codling moth), 3553 nucleotides. RefSeq names its product division abnormally delayed protein (gene dally). Gene Ontology annotation, cellular component: cell surface; plasma membrane; extracellular region. Lineage: Eukaryota; Metazoa; Arthropoda; Insecta; Lepidoptera; Tortricidae. The record is from RefSeq and is a predicted model, not a curated record. Gene Ontology annotation, biological process: positive regulation of canonical Wnt signaling pathway; cell migration; regulation of protein localization to membrane. Bases 184 to 1902 code for a protein of 572 amino acids. The transcript is spliced from 9 exons.
CAUGAGCACUCGUGUCGUCGCCCCGCCGGCCCGCCGCCGUGGCGCUCCAGCCUAAUGUCAGUCCGGGACGGCGCUCCAAUGCGGGCGCACGCAAUCUGCGCGCAAUCGACUACACCGCGAACGCGUACUCACACCACCAAUUAAAACGUAUCGUUCUCGAUAGGAUAUAGUGUGAGUGUGAACAUGAGGUGCUUAGUGCUGGUCCUGGUGGCGCUGGCGGGGGCCCGGGCCAUCGCCGCGGCGGCCGCUCCCUGCGCCCUCUCGGAGGAGUUCUUCCUGAGGCAUAAUGUAUCAGCUGAUGAUAGCGAUGGACCAGGAGUGGUGUGCGACGGGCAGUGCUGCGGGCGGGGCCAGGAAGCGCGGCUGCGAGACGCGCUGCGGCGCGCAGCGGUCACGCGAUCCGCCGCCGCCACGCGCCCCAUCGCCACGCUGCUGCUCUCCACGCGAACUACGCUGCAAGAGCACCUAACGGCGCUGUCACAUCAGUCGCAAAACAAAACUGCGGUGUUGUUAGCGCAAGUGUACCGCGCACAAGGGGCGCGCGCGCACAGUCCGCUGAGCGCGCUGUACGGCGACGUGCGUGCGGCGCUGCGGCCCCCCGCGAACGACCUGCUCGACGCGCUAGUCACCGAACCGCCCAGGGACCUCGCCGUUGCUACAGACAAGUUCUUUCGUGAACUUUUUCCCUUGGCAUACCACAACAUACUCAAACUGGAUACCAAGCAAUUCACUGUUCAGCACGAAAUGUGUCUCAAAGACGCGUAUGAUGCCGUGCAGCCUUUUGGAGACGUUCCGCGACAGUUGGGUAUGACGCUGUCCAAGUCUAUGGAGGGCGCGCGGGCCCUUCUCGUGGCGCUGGGCGCGGGCGCAAGCGCUCUGGCGGCGGCGGAGCAAGCGAUGGCGCGCGCAAGCAGUGCGUGUGCCGUGCGCCUGCUACGCGCCGCGGGCUGCGCGCGUUGCCGGGGUCUCGACGCGCUGCCCUGCCGGCACUAUUGCCUCAACGUCGUGAGAGGAUGUGUGGGAGCGCCGGUGGCGGAGCUGGCAGGCGCUUGGACCAGCUAUGUGGAGGGCGUGGAGGCGCUGGCGCGCGCCGACGCCGACGCCGCGCUGCGCGCGCUCGACGAGCGGGUGUCGCGCGCCGUCAUGCACGCGCUCGAAAACAAAGUGCAACUCGAGAAGAAGGUGCGGCUGGAGUGUGGAUCCCCUGACACGACGGCGGGUGGCGGCGCAGGCGGCGCGGGCGUGGCACCAGUGGGCGCGCCGCGACGCGAGGCGUUGCGUGCGCCGCCGCCCGACGCCGAGUUGCUUCAGUUCGCCGCCUCGCUCGCCGCCAGCAAGAGAAUCUUCUCGGCGCUGCCCGACUACUUAUGCGACGAACCCGACUUCGCCCAUGACGACAACGAUCACUGCUGGAACGGAAACACAGUUGGAACGUACGAAAAACCCCUUGUGGCGAGCUCUUCAUUGAGCGACCAGAAAUACAACCCUGAAGUCGAAGGCGCCGUUCCGCAGGACCCGAAGGUGGUGGCGAUUGGCGACCAACUGCGGCAGGCCAGACAGCUGCUGGCGAGCAGCACGUGGAGCAGCGCGCCAGCCGCCGAGGCGUUCAUGCAGGGCGACGAAGCGGGCGAGGCGGGCGAGGAGGGCUCAGGCUCGGGCCGCAGCUACGCCUACGACGACGCUGCGCUCGACGCCGAAGGUUCCGGCGAGGAGGGCUCCGGACACGUCGCCGUCGGGAGCCGACCGGACGGGGGCGAAGAGCCGCGAGCACAGCCGCCGCCGACGCCGGGCGGGGCGGGGCGCGCGUGCGCGACGCCGCUGCUGGCGCUGGCGCUGCUAGUGCUGCUCUCCUACGCCACGGCCUCGCCGCUCGAGAUUCCGUCGCGACACUUCCACCCCUGAGGAGUCUGGACCACCUAACAGAAUUCCCAUAUCAUUUAGUGUGAAAUCACGAUUAGGUAAAAAGCCUUGCGUAAUAAUCGUAGUGUGAAAAAUUUAAGACUCCAAGUUUUUCGUACCGUUUAUUCGGUGAUACUUUAGCGGAUUCCUAAGAACUUUAUAUACAGAAAUACUGUCUGACAGUAGUUAGCUCCAGAAAUAUUGACAGUGUGUUUGCUCUUCUUUAUAAAAACUGGUGAUAGAAUUGUCAUUUUACAUCGUACGAGUUAUGCAUUUACUUACCUACGCGAUAGAUUUUAAUGGCCUGCAAUUGUCAAAUGCAUAUCAAUAUUUUAUCAAUAAUCGUUUUUGUAAAUAUAAUCUAUACCUACCUAUUAGAUACGAGUACAUUUAUGAAAUGAAACAUUUUACAUUUUUUUGCAUUUAACGUGUUCAAAAUGUCAUGUGGUAUUUGCUGUCGUAGCCACUAAUUCACUGUUGAAUUGUACUAGCUGAUUGGCAAUAAAUUUAUAAAUAUAUAAAAGAAGAACGUAUAACGAUUAGAAAAAGUGAUAGAAUUAUUAAGGGUUUAAUGUACAGAUGUAAAUACCUAAAACUCUGACGGUCUAGGUGCUUAGCUAGUAAACAUAUUUUGUUGCCAUAUUAAAAUUACGGAUAUUAUUAUUUAUAACACUAAUUAAGUCAUAAUUUAAUGUAAUAAUAUUUUAUGUGAUACUGAUUUAGUUAAGUCGAUAAGAUUUAAUGCAUGCGCGUUAAGUUAUUUAUAAAUUGUAAAUUGGUCCCAAGGUUGACUGUGGCAAAUGUUAUAGCGGUGUACCUACAGUAGUGUAUGAGUACACUUGCACAGCAGGAGACAGGGCGGGGGGCAGGAGCCGGCGGGCCCGCGGGCUGCCCCCACUUGGCGACGCCUAUGCGCACCACUAAUGGUAUCAGAGAUCAAGGUGCUAGUUUGUCAAAGCCGAAAACGGCUGCCGGUGCAGCAAUGUGUAAUGUUUACAAAUACCCUUUGAUUCAUAUUAAGGUAGAGCUGCAGUUGUCUAAGUCGAAGACGAAUUUUAACUUAAAUGAGAAUACAAUUUAAGAGCUAUCCUUCUCUUAUUAGAAGUCAAUAAAAAUACAAACCGCAAUAUACGCCGGUACUCCGACACUAGCGCUUGCACUUGCCCUCUGUUGUGAGUUGUGACUCGUAAGGUCGUCAUCGUACCUACUAAAUAUUCUACAUGUCUAAAAGUAAAAAUAUUUAUAUAACAUCAUAUUAUUCAUAAUAAAACGUAUGUAUGUACCUAUGUAGGUAUUAUAUACAUUCAGACACCAUGUAAUGGUGCGCUGGAGUUUUUGUAAAUGUGUUGUAGAUUAUAUGGAGGCGUAGAAUGAGAGGACCAGAAUUGGCACGUGAAAUAUAUAUUGUUAAAGUGUCGUUUGAGGCGACAGGAAUAUUCAUGUUAUGCCUAUAUUCAGCGAGCGGUGCAGUUCGUACCAUACUAAACUUAUUAUUUCCGGUCCCCGACAGCCCGACUCAGGCUUCGGACUCUGUCGGAAAUUAACUCAAACAAAUUGUAAAUAUAUGUAUUGUUGGAAUGAUGAUAGUGAUCAAAAAAGAAGACAUCUUGCUGUUAAAUCUGAAUAAAUAUUAAAAUAAAUAUUGUACCACGCA